CGGCAGUCAUCAUGUAGAGCACGGAAUAACAUUUCAUGGAUCCUUUCAAAACUGCUGGGAAACUCGUGAUGCCGACGUAGCCAAUCAACAAUGAUGAAUGAGACGGGGCUUCGGAGGAUCCUCCCUGACCAGUCAUCAGGGAGUGGGCACUCCUUUGGCACCCCACGCCACCCAAGCAUCAUUGACCCUAUCCUAUCCAAGCGGGUCUGCUUUUACAAAAGUGGAGAUCCUCAGUUCAGCGGUCUGCGCAUGGUCAUCAACAACCGCACCUUUAAGACAUUUGAUGCACUCCUGGACAGUCUCUCUAAAAAGGUUCCCCUGCCGUUUGGGGUGAGGAACAUCACCACUCCUCGGGGGGUUCAUGCGAUCUAUACUUUGGAUGAACUGGAAGAUGGGAAAUCCUACAUCUGCUCUGACAGCCGUAAGGUAAAACCGAUCAACCUGGCACUGGCCAGGAAGAAGCUGCCGCCCUGGUACCAUGCCAGGCCUGUUAGCUCCCGCCGCCGGACUGUACAGCAGGCCAGGUUUUUCCCCGGCCAGAACAUCCACAAGAAGGAACUGGUGGUUAUGCGCACACCAAAAAGGCUACUGGUUUUUCAGAAUGGUGACCCCAUUGUAAAACACACUGUGGUGCUUAAUAAGAGGACUACACCCACUUUUGAGUCCAUCCUGGAAUAUAUUUCAGAGCUAUUGCAGUUCCAUGUGGUGAAAUUACACACAUCUGAUGGCAGACGGGUGGAUGGUCUUCCAGGUUUGAUAUUGUGCUCUGGGAUAGUCGUGGCUGCAGGCAGGGAGCCAUUCAGGCCUGCAACCUACAAUGUACAGAAAUCACCAGCUCCAACAAUGCUGCCUACCAGUCGAAUGCAUCUCAGAAGACUAAAGGCUUUCAACCGCAAAAAGAAGUCUCUGUCAUAUACUUCAAAGUCAAGAAAGUUCUCUCCCUCAUCUGAGCGGUACAUUGUGAAUCGGAUCCAUGACUCCAUCGCAGAAAGUUCAUGUGACCUGCCCAGUUACCCCACAAACUCUAUGGAGUUGGAGUCAGGUCAUAUGUUGGAGUCAGUAGCAGAAACAGAGGGUGACAUCUGCCUUGGUGAUGGAGCUGGAGGGCAGGACUGCUUGCUGCCCACAGAGGACGACAUUGAGAAGUCCUUUCGAGUUAACCAAGAUGGUAGCAUGACAGUGGAGAUGAAGGUGCGUCUGACAAUUAAGGAAGAGGAAACCAUCCAUUGGACGACCACUCUGACACGCUCAAGUGUAGCCAAUCAGCUUAAUGCGACUUGUUUACCACAGCCUGAAGCAGAACAGGAGAUCAGCUCACUUAAAUCUAAUAUACUGGAUUUACAAAGCCCUGCUGCCUCCAUCGACACCAUCAACAAGGACAAAACUGAGGAUAACAAUGAUGAGGAUCCACCAUCACUGGGCAAUGGAACUUUCAGUGAGAGUGGUAAUGAAGAAGAUAAUGUCAAAGAACAGACAGUGGUGGUGUCCCCUAAGAGAGCUCCUACACCAGGGCACAAGCAAAUUAGAAAAAAGCAAGCAUCUGUGGAGAGCAUAAAAUCACUGACAGCAGAGGGGUUUCAGGAAGGCUACUGCUACAGAGAGCACACAGAACAUGGAGCCAUGACUGAGCAGUACUGCAUGUUCAAACAGAGCAGCACUAAACCAGUGCCCAAACCUAGAAGAUUUGGCUCUGUGGAUGCCAACAAUAUAAACUGCAGAAAUGAAGGCCUGACGACCCGAAAUAUGGAUGAGCUGAACGUAAACAACGUCAGCUGUGCCGAGGCUUUGAAAAUGAUCAGUUCUCUCAGGGAAAUUGCCAGCAUUGAGGAUUCCCACAAGUUAAAAGUUAGUUUGUCAAAUUUGCAGCGGUCAGCUUCAAAGCAGCUCCUGGAAAGCUGGAAGGGCUUUCAGGAGCUCAGCGAAAAAUGCAAGAGUCGCAGCUCAACACCAAAUGGUUCAGAGCAAGAACUCGCAGACAAAGCUAGCCCUGAAAAGGACUGUGACACGGAUGAAAAUGGUAUUGAUGAGAUCAUGGAUAAUCUUGACAUACCUGUGAAGCUCAAGGAGGAAUUGGCCACCCUUUCAGUGGGUGGCAACAGUGGCAAUGAUGAUAAAGAAAAGUUGUCUGCCAGGAUUAGCGAAAAACUGGAUCUGUCACCAAAAGACUCUCAUUUAUCCACUGAAGAUGUUGCUAAUGUUGAUGAUGCCGCUGAAGAUGAGACAGUUAAUGUUGAUGUAAGGUUCAUCAUUAAAAAAUUUACAGACAUUAACCAGCCAAAACAACCCAGUAAGGGUAGUAUAAAAGAGAACGCGAAGCACAAACCAGCUGGCCAGGCAACUAAAGACAAGGACAGCAAAUAUGGGGAGAAUGGUGUGGCCAAAUGUCCACCAGCUGAACCAAAUGAUGAACAGACACACGAAGCAAGGAACCUUCACAGUCCAGUACUGCUUGUAAAAAGGAAUGAGGAGGGUAUGCAGUCUGUAUGUAUGGAUGCAGUAAAUCAAGAAAAUCAGGGAGAGAAAAGUCAGGAGCAAGGCCAUGAUGAAGAGUCAAACCAAGAGGAGGCAAACAUGAAUGGAGUAGUCAACAGCAAGAAAAACCUUGAACAAGACAGUUGUACCUCUGAGGUGGAGGAGAAAGACAUUAAGGUAAAUGAGCUGCAGGUACACAGUGAGGAGAGCAUGAGUGUCCCUGAGAAAGAGCAAACCAAUGAUGAUGAGGCAGGUUCGGAACAGGAAGAGCAGAACAUGUUGAAUGCCAGUGAAGAUUUAGAGCAGAAAGUGAGCUGUGAGCAAAGUGUAUCAAGCUCAGAAGCAGGUGAGCAACAUAGUUCAGAAGAGGAACCAGAAGUUGAAUGUGGGGGAUUGGAACAGGAGAGCAGGGAAAGUGACGACUUGUCCCACCCUGAAAGUCACUCUGAGGAGGAAGAGGAGAAGCAACCAAGCUCCAACUACUAUGUAGAGCUGAAUGUAAGAGGGAAGGGAAGAACAUCCAGCCUAACUCGUCAAAGCGAGUCUUUGUCAGAGGAAGAACAACCUGAGGUUGAAUGUACGGAGCUGAGCAACAAAGACCCUUUGUCUCACCCUGCAAGUCCAUCUAACUCAGACCACGAUGAGUUAUCCUCAGAGGAAGGAGAGCCUGAGGUUGCAUGUAAAGAACUAAAGGUUAUCAUUGAGGAAAGUUUGUCUAGCAAUGAGGAAGAGCAGGAGAGCAUGGGGGACGAUGGACAUGUUAAUGAUGUUCCACGACAAAUAAGAAAGCAUACAGAGUUAAAGACUUUGAUAGAGGAGGCGGAGGAGGACAGGGUCAGCUCAGAUGAUGAGGAGCAGCAUUCUGAUAAAACACAAAUUAGUGAUCAGAUAAAAAGUCAGAACACUGUAGAAGGGGAUCUAAGCAAUUUGAUAGAAAAUCAGGAUCCAUAUACCAAAAAAGACAACAGCAGUUUGGUAAAGUCUGAUAGUUUAGUCAAGCAUGAUAGAUUUAAUGCAGAUGAGGAUAGUGGGAAUGACCACAGCAGCUAUGAAGACCAUGUAGAGGUAGAGCAACCAAAGGUCGAAGAUGAACAAAUUAGCAGCUCAAACGAAGAAGAGCUAAGCUACUAUGAAAAAGAGUCCAACUCAGAGGAGGAACACGCCAAUGUGGACAGAUACACAGAGGAUUAUCAACCAUCUUCACUGGUAACACAGUCAGAAGUUAAAAAAUAUGAAAAGGCUGUAGAACAACUCAAGAAUCCACCUGAAGAAAUAAUAUCCCAGUCUAUCGCAGAGAGAGUAACUCUUCUGGAAAAGCAAGUUGCAGAUGCCCAGAACAGAGACAAAUCAGCACUAAGCUCUCACAUGAGACGUUUCUCACAAAGAAAUGCCCCUCUUGAGUCAGAUCUUGAAGAUUCACCCCCUGAACUGCCCACAUCUGAGUCGUCUCUCGGCACCCGCUCAGCACCUCAGUCAUCAUUAUCUUUCAGCUACGAUUCCAGCGGCGUCGUAACCACGGAACCUGAAGGCAACAGGGUCAGAUCCAUCAGGGAAAUGUUCCUGGCAAAGAGUGCAACAGAUAUCCAGCAUGGACACAGACGUUUCCCAAGCCCCAACACAUCAGAGCUGUCCGAGCUGAGAACAGAGACCUCAGCUAGCGGUGGGUAUCAGUCUCAGACUUCAAGUGAGCUGUCCAGCGGCGAGGAUGACUCAGCACGGAAAUCCAUCACUAAAGGCUUUGUGAGGAGAACAAUUGAACGGCUUUAUGGCAAGAAAGAUGUUAAUCCUGAUGAGGAAGCAAGUGAAAGGCCUCCAUCUGCCCCAAAACAAAAAAAGAAAGACCAUUCAAACAUUUUCUCUCCCUUCCACAUAGCCCGGUCCAAAGCCAUGUCUGAGCUGUCUUACUUCAACUCCACUAACGCACUGGACACCCUCAGUGAAGCAACGCGAUGUGUUGCUUUUAAUGCACAAGUCGGGCCUGGAGACAGCAUCUCCACUGAUAACGGACAAUGGCUCUUUAGAGAGAACACACAGAUCAGAAAGUCUGUUUCAGACCCAGUUGGAAUAAACAAAACGUUAAGAAACUCUCCUGAAGGCGAUGCAACGUGUGAGGAUACUGAAGAGAACACACCGUAUUCCCUUUUCAGCACAAAGUCUGAAGAACUGGAAGACAAGAAGUCAUUUUCAAGGAAGUGCACCUACUUUUCUUUGCCUCAUGCCAGCGACUCAGACGCGUGUCAGGAUGACCUGAGCACAGUUAGCAAGAGCAGCGUGACUGGCGACAGCAUCCUAGAUACAAAGGACAAUCCAGAGGACACCAAAAUGUGGGCAGAGAGGAACGGCACGCUGCCUGGAGUGAGUGUUAGUGACUUCAAGAUGAUGGAUAAUAAAGUGCACCCGCUGAUAGAGCGUCCACCUGAUGGUGAGGUUGUAGUUGCGCAGCCUGGGAGAGGUCAAGGUGUUAUGAACAGAAGGCUUCAGGAGCCCGACAUGUUGGACUUACUGUACAAUUUCUGUGGUCAGAACUGUCCCAUCCUGUGAGGACACUUCUUUUAGCUUUUUAACACACAAUCACAAAACAAGGACUAAGGCUGUUUUGUCCAAAUAACCACAGACUGUUGGGCUGCAGUAUGAUAUAUUGUCUUUGGUGCCUAAUGUUUGACGUUGCCAUAGCCUUGGCAUAAUACGCGAUCAUAUGUCAGCUCAUCUGAGCUAACUCCUGAAUGUGGAGCAAUGUGUCACAGAUGCACAAGCCAAUGGAUUAACCUUGAAUCAACCAUCAUAUUUUACCAUGUACGUUAAUAUUAAGAGCUUGUGAUCGAUGAUUGUCAGUCUGUGCUCCUUGUUUAAUGUGAAAUUAGUGAAUGUGUUUUUGUAACAUCUUGAUUGUGUAUUUGCCAUUCAAGCCACUCCAGAGCAGCUCUUUUCUUCUAAUAGGUUGCCUGUCAACAGAACAAGUACCGAGAGCAUUACUGUAAUCUUGUUUUAAAACUCUUAAAACCGAUCAAGUCCCCGCAGAUGUCAGGCAACAAGGCCAAUCCCCCACUGCACUGAAUGAACGGGUCAGUUUGUGGUUGCAGCUCAGGUGUGGGCUGGAGUCCAGGCCGAAGUCACGUUGUUUCUUUUCUCACAGUCGAAAAAGCAGCUGAACGUGACACAGUUUGUGUGCAGAUUGUAGGAACUGUCAGUGAGUACUCUGUGUGGUGCUUGAUUUAAUGUCGUUUUGUAUAUUGGUUAUGUAAAGUGUAAAUAAGACAUUCACUGAGUUUCACUAUGUUACCAUAGUUUAACACAUAUUUACAAUAACCUGACCUUUAGAAUUAGGAUAAAUGGUUUUCAAU
Chelmon rostratus (copperband butterflyfish) is the source of this 5813-nucleotide messenger RNA. Its product is annotated as oxygen-regulated protein 1-like. Lineage: Eukaryota; Metazoa; Chordata; Actinopteri; Chaetodontiformes; Chaetodontidae. The transcript has 5 exons. The coding region runs from base 91 to 5013 and encodes 1640 amino acids. Gene Ontology annotation, cellular component: axoneme. Gene Ontology annotation, biological process: axoneme assembly; retina development in camera-type eye; photoreceptor cell development. The record is from RefSeq and is a predicted model, not a curated record.